AGAUGGGUGUCGGUGUGUGGCGAUGCCGGCGGCGCUGGUGACACUUUCCGAAGCCUGCCGAUGUCCCAUUGCCAGAGGGGCCACGGCAGCGACGGACUCCUACUCGGUCCUGACCGUCAGUGUGUGGAGACGUAACCUGGACUCCCUGAAGAACAGAGCUGGCCACCGCGUGCUCUGGGUGGCGGAGCGUCCGGCGUCGGUGCGCUGGCGCGCGCAGCCGGGCCGCACCAGCCUGGUCGACUGCUUCGUCGCCUGUCGCGACCUGGCAGGCACGCGACUCAUGCUGCUCGGAGUAAAUGGAUGUGAGUGCGGAUCAACUGACACAGCUGGCAACGUGACUGUUCGCGAGUGGAAAAUGGAUUCUUCACAAGGAAAAGCAGCGCAAGGAUUCCUCCUUGUUGAGAAGAAUGAAAAGUCUGCCGGUUUCCGGCCUCGGACCUUUGAAUGGAACCAUGACGUAAAAGAGGCAAAAUUCGAGAACACCACUGGCAAGAACGUGAAACAAGCAUGGAUGCCAGGACCAGCUACCAACAGCUCUGAACAUCCGGAAUCAUCCCAAAAUGUGACCUACAACGGUGAAAAUACUGACAGUAAAGAAACCCAUCGUCAGCGCUCCCUUACAGUUACAGGAGAAAAUAUCACCAUCACCUCCAACAAACGAACCCACUACAUCAUGGCAAAGGCUUUUUUGACGGAACCAGACAAGUCGCUGAACAGAGAAACCGCGGCCCAGAACAGUAGUUCCAGCGCAGUUACCGAAUUCCUUGGCCGUUCAAUGUAUCCUGCAACAUACCGACGAAUUAAGAAGCGGCAACUCGUUCAUACCCGAGUGGUCGCCAAGCAGUCUGGCGUGCAGUCGCGGGUGGCCAGGGCGGUGCUUGACGGCGGCCAAGAGAGACGGCGCCGCGUGACUGAGUACUUCAACGGCACGAUACUUCUGAUAAAGCCCGCAGUGAAUGGAACGUGCUACGUGGGACCGGCGAACAAAACCUACUGGAAAUCCGCCAACGUCAGCGCCGACAACCACCUGAAAUGUCUCUGCCACUGUCUGGAUAAGGAGCAGCUCUUUGUGGCCAUCUUAGAAGGUGGGAGCUGCUUCUGUGGUCUUAACAGUGACCAGAUGGGGAACGUCACGUCAGGUGCGUUGCCGCCUGCUGCAUGCCCCAAGGGCACUGAACGCACGACCUUCAGUGUCACCGGGUCUGUUCAGCCCCUCCUGCAGUACUGCAAACACGCCAAUUCUUCAGAGUCAAUACGGAUCGGCGAAACAGGUCAGCACCGACGCACUCGGCUUGUGUUGUUCCACAGCCGAGGGAUUCGGAGAAUGAUCUCGUCCGAGGACGGCCUGUCAGCUAUGCACACCUCACGUUCAGUUUUAAAUAGAGCGACUUCCAUGCACAAGAAGCAUGCAAAAAACGGAACUAUGAUUGAAGGCAGAUGGUCUCACCUUUAUCCUACUCCCUUCGCAAGGUUGUUUCGGCUAGAACUUGUGGAGAGACGAGUGGUGAACUACGACGAAACAUACUUCUUCCACAAGGACGAAAGCAUGGAAAUGAGAAAAUACAAGCGCAUUAGUAUGUUCUUAUAGAUGUUGAAUAUCGUAGUAAAUAUAAAAUGCCACCAGAAUCUGUGGAAGAAUCUGUGUCCGAAGCAAUGAUCGGACGAUUCGUAUGCACGCAGACUUGCUGCGGCUAUUUGACUCACGUUUGCCUAUGAAUCAACCACCUCACUGCAUCACGUAGGUAAACCACCUCACAACGAAUAGCAGGGGCCGCCCUGAAUG
Molecule: messenger RNA, 1783 nt
Organism: Pollicipes pollicipes
Lineage: Eukaryota; Metazoa; Arthropoda; Thecostraca; Pollicipedomorpha; Pollicipedidae
Exons: 13
Coding region: 23-1588 (521 amino acids)
Source: RefSeq, a predicted model, not a curated record